AUGGCAGCAAGUCUGAACUCGAAAUUGCCGAUUGUGCAAACGAGAGGUUCGCCAGCUGGGACGGAGGCUUUCGAGCAAGCACGCAAGAAGCUGGUUGAUGAACUCGGUGACUCCAUACCCAAAGACUAUCACUUACCAAAGACAACGAUCGAUCAAUUCAGGGAAAAGGACAAGCCUACUGAUGUCACUGGCAUUCCCGCAACGAGCGGAAUUCUGACUGAAAAAGAGCUUAGUAUCACAGAGGACUACGAUGCCACCAGCCUGGCCUCUGCGAUUGCAAACAAAAAGUUGACUGCCGUGGAAGUGGCGAAAGCCUUUUGUAAACGUGCAGCUAUUGCCCAUCAACUUACCUGCUGCUUGACCGAGUACUUCCAGGAUGAGGCCAUUGAAAGAGCCAAACAGCUGGACGAAUAUCUAGCAACUCAUGGAAAGACUAUUGGUCCCCUCCACGGUGUUCCUGUCAGUGUGAAAGAGCACAUGGCGCUCGCUGGACACUACUCGGCAUGGGGAUACCUCUCUUCUCGAGUGAAGAGUGAAAAGGACUCUCUGAUGGUCCAAAUACUUCGGGAUGCAGGGGCAAUAUUCUACGUCAAAACGAAUCAGCCACAGUCAAUCAUGCACUUGGAGACUGAUUCCUGGUGGGGCCGGACCAACAACCCGCACAACAUCAAUCUAUCAGCUGGCGGUUCUACCGGUGGCGAAUCUGCUCUCAUCGCUAUGAACGCUUCGGUCCUCGGCCUUGGAACUGACAUUGGGGGCUCUGUACGAGGACCCUCAGCAUUCUGCGGUAUCGUUGGCUUCAAGCCUACAUCAUACACUCUCACCAUGAAGGACUUUAUACCAGCUGGCUUUCCUGCUGAGCUGAACGUUUUGUGCUCUACUGGGCCAAUGUGUCGCACUUUCAGGGAUGCCGAUCUCUUCAUGCAGGUUCUCGUGGGUGCCAAACAAUACCUGCACGACCCUCGCAUUGUUCCUAUUCCGUGGACAGGUCUUAAAACCCCAAUGGCGAAGCCUUUGAAGAUUGGUGUUAUGCUUGAUGAUGGAGUCAUCACACCCCAGCCGCCCGUGCUGAAGGCUCUGCAUUGGGCGCAACGGCAGCUGGCUAAUAACGCAAACUUUGUUCUCAAGCCUUUCAAGCCAUAUAGAGCGGACGAGGCCAUGCGUCUCAUUGGACAAAUGUACUGGCCAGACGUGGGCCUCAACUCGAAGAAAGCUCUCGCUGCAAGUGGCGAGCCGAUGUUUGCGCUUACCAAAGUUGUCCUGUCGCCAGUGACUUCAGACUUUGAGAAUCCGGACGGUCCAGAGAAGGAGAAGACUGCCACUGAGAUCACACAAAUGCGCCUUGACCGCGAUGAGUAUCGAGCAGCUUUCAUUGAGCAUUGGGAAUCUCAGGAUGUUGACUUCGUCAUCGCUCCAUGUUUCGUCGGACCAGCAUCUAAGCACGAUACGGCUUUCUACUGGAACUACACAGCGCUCUGGAACUUUGUCGACUAUCCAGGCAUUGUUCUACCAACGCCGAUCAAGGUUGAAUAUGCUGCAGACUACAAGCCGCUUAGCGAGAAAUGUCAACAUGUCAAAGAAAUGUGGGAUCAAGGAGGUUUCGAGAAUGCGCCCAUCAACAUCCAAGUCGUUGCUCGGAGAUUCCAUGACAAUCAGCUUUUUGGUGCUGUGGAGGAGUUGCAGCCCUAUUUGCAGUUCAAGUGA
This is a messenger RNA of Pseudocercospora fijiensis CIRAD86, 1704 nucleotides long. Its product is annotated as amidase. The coding region runs from base 1 to 1704 and encodes 567 amino acids. NCBI's taxonomy places the organism in Eukaryota, Fungi, Ascomycota, Dothideomycetes, Mycosphaerellales, Mycosphaerellaceae. The record is from RefSeq and is a predicted model, not a curated record. The transcript is spliced from 4 exons.